Ostrea edulis (European flat oyster) is the source of this 3398-nucleotide messenger RNA. RefSeq lists its product as uncharacterized. The record is from RefSeq and is a predicted model, not a curated record. The coding region runs from base 1 to 1008 and encodes 335 amino acids. Lineage: Eukaryota; Metazoa; Mollusca; Bivalvia; Ostreida; Ostreidae. The transcript is spliced from 5 exons.
AUGGCGGAUGAAUUACAUAUUUAUGAAGACAUUUCUGAUUACAAAUAUUGUGUGAGUGAAAAGAUCAAUAACAAAAUACGUCCCCCAUUAUAUGGUCAAUUUGCAUCUCUGUAUGACAGUGUACCGGCAAAUGAUUAUCUUAACUAUCCGAAACCAUUGCCAAGAGAAUUUGAAAAAUGCAAAGACUUAAUAGAAAAAUAUGUGGAUGCCAGAGAGGUUAUUCCAUUCAUGAAAGCAAACAUCGAGGAGGACGAUAUCAAUCGUAUCAUAAAUAAGAGUAAUUAUUCAACCAGCGAUGGAACAAAGGAGUUCCUGAAGUGUCUGCAAAAAUACUCCAGUAGUCAUGCACCAUUUAUAUGGAGAAGUUUUGAAUUGGCGCUCAAAGAAGCAGAUUAUGACUUUGUUUGGAAAAGAAUCAAAGGAGAAAUAGAUGGCCUACAAGAAGAAUGUCAUGAAGAACGAAAGAAAAGAAUUCAAAUAAAUAGAGGUCUAAUUUAUCAACACGUAGAUGCUUCUGACAUUUGUCCUGAUUUAGUGUCGUACAAAGUGAUCAGUCAUGCACGAUAUGAGAUCAUAAAAUCUGAGGAACAACAACGUGGAAAAUGUAAUGCAACUUCUCCAUUGAUAGAUUCCAUAUGGAGACUCCAUGUCAACUGGUUUGAAAUAUUUUUGCGUGUAUUAAGGAAUCAUAAUCACGGUUUCAUUGCUGAUGAAAUUAAUAAAGCAACAGGAAAAAGCGUUAAAUUCAACGACACAGGACACUAUCACAAUACAAAAAUGUAUGAUAUACCCACUACCAAAAGUAAAGUUUAUGGUGAAUACCAACCAUGUUGUCCGUGUCCGGUACGAUAUUUUCGUUUUGAAAAUAAUGGAAUCGAGCAAAGAAAUAUAGAGAAAAGGGAAGAAAAUGUCUCCUCCAACUAUGACUCUAUUACCUAUACCAGACAGGUCGAUGGAUAUACAAUAUACACUCCGCCAUCUUACAUGUACCUUCCGUAUAGUGAGUGAAGCUAUCUCAUGGGAUGUAAAUAUUAUGAAUCAGUAUCAGUAUUCGUACCUCUAGUGAAUAUUUACCGGAAAUAUUACGAGUACAGUAUGAUGAUUAGUAAUAUACAUAUGUAUUCUUUAUACCGAAUAUCCGGUGAUUUCUAUCAUGUGGAUGGACUGGAAUGCAAGUAGUUCAUUUAGAACACCUCAUAUUGCACAAGGGACAACCGAACUCUUUGAGGGUGACAUCGUGCCAGAAAAUGAUACAACUCACACCAAUGUUCGUGCAACUAGAUCUUGGACGUGACCAUGAACAACUAUGUUAUAAUAUUUAGCAGAAAUAAUGUCUGAUAACGUGAGUUUGACAUUGAACGUGUUAACGACAUCGAAAUAUACACCUCGUAUUUACAAGCAGUGUUUUCUGAACAAAUAGUAAAUCCACCAAUAAUAAUAGCAAUAUUAAUGCUGGUCAUUCAGCUAUCAUUGGUUUUGGUCAUCCGAGUCAGUUAGGUGACAUUUUGCGAAUGGUGCAUGUAGAUGUCCGUCGUUCCUUACCAUUUGCAUUUUUUAAAGAAUAAUAUUAUUCCAAGAACGAAGACCUUUACCAAAAUUAUAAAUUUCCCAUCUCCUGGGUCAGAGCAUCUCAUAUAUUCUGCAAUCUUUGUUCUCUGUACUCCAGACAUAUGAUAAGCAAAAAUACAUUUAUGAAAUUGUAAAUUUUAUGGCCCCUUUCAAACAUUCUUUUCCGAUGCACACCUUGAAGAAAAAAAUAUAUACAUAGUUAUGAAGAGUACAGGCCUUUGUGGAAAUUCACAAUCCCCAGUUACUGAGACCUCAAGUAGCAACAAUCAUUAAUUAUAAAUACUCAGCUCAAAAAAUUAACCUAACAUAUACAUUUUUUGAAUAAGUAUAUUUCUACUAAACAAAGGCGCAAACAAAAGAUUAUGAUGAGUUUUGCAAUUUUAUAAAGACUUUUAUAUUAAUGAUUGAAAUUUUAAUUUCUUGCAUUUAGUUGUUCUCCUUUUGAACGAAUAACAGGCACGUACUAAACUAAGUUUUCACAGAACCUUUUACAGAAAUGAGCACUGUAUUCCCUAAAGUACCUUCCACAUAUCUUAAUUUACAAGUCGUUGGCAUAUUUUGAGUAAGGUCCGAUCUUCUUUGUUUUAUUUGGGUUUGAAUCAGGACUGAUCCAGGACAACGGAAGUGUAGAAAUAACACAUUUUUUGCAUUUAAGUAAUGACAUACUGCUGAUUAUUGCAAAUAAUUUUUCUGUAAAAUAAUAAGCAAGUCCAUACAUCUUUCAAUAUCUCCUGACUAGUAAAAUACAGUUCUUCAAACGCAAUCAAUGUUUACACUAACAUGGCCGGAAAGAAAUCUUGAUUGAAACUCAGAUCUUGAACAUUUAGGGCAAAUUUUGACAAGAACAACGCAUGAAAAUAUACCCCUCAAACUUAUAGUUUCAUCCAACAUAUUGUACGAGUGGAAAUGAAAGGUCAGGUGAAACCAGUGCAACACAUGCAACAUGUGCACCCCGGUAUGACCAUGCAACAAUUACCAAACCAUUCGAAUGCGACUCAAGUAUCCCCCCUCAAUGAUCCCGAGACAUUACUUCACAACUGGUCAUUAUAAACAAAAAAAUUGAAAAACUUGAUCACAUUAAAAAAUCCCUUUUGCAUGUGUCUGAGGUAGAGAAAAGUAUGGGAUUCGUUUCAUAUUCUUUGGAGGAAAAUGCGAGAUACUCUACUUAAGCUUUCGAUGAUUUAAAUGCCCUAGAAACUACACUUGCGAACUGAAAAGUUGAAUGAACAACUCACAGAGGAUAUUCUUGAUCUGAAAUGUAGGUCACUUCGUGAGAAUUUACUCUUCUAUGGUGUGACCAAGGCUCCAAAUGGGGAAUCGGGGAAUUGUGAGGAUCUUUAUCAAAAGGGAUUAUGGAUUAGUAAGCGUCCUUGUCCUAUCGUGGCAAAGUUUACUAUGAUUUCCUAGAAUGGACUUGUAAAUCAGGAAUCAAUUGCCUAAAGCAAAUUACGAGUGACAGAAAAUAUUAUAUCCCGCAACGAAGGAAGCCAAGGAAAAACAUCGAAAAGCCGUCCUAGUUAGGAUAAGCUGUUUAUUGAUGACAAACAGUAUCACUCAACUCCUAUUGACGAGGAACCGCUAGUACAAUUAGCCAAUUGAGCAGAAAACAGUAAAGCUUUAAUAGACCCAGAAGAGAGAUGCGAGAAGAAAGAAAACAUUAAGAAAGUCGGGAGAACAGUGAAACUGAACUCAAAACUAUCUUAGAAUUUACACGGAGAUUUUGAAAAUAAAUUGAAAGACAAAAACUUUAAAACCUUAAUGUGUACGUACGAUGUAAUUUGCUUAUCAGAAUGUUGGAUUGAUAAGUAUUACAAUAUUGACAACCCACA